AUGGACGCGUUCUCCGGCUACAAUCAGAUACUUAUGCAUCCGGAAGACCAGGAGAAAACAUCCUUCAUGACAUCCAGAGGGAUCUACUGCUACAAGGUUAUGCCGUUCGGCCUAAAGAACGCAGGAUCAACCUAUCAACGGCUGGUGAACAUGAUGUUCGCAGACAAAAUCGGAAGAACCAUGGAGGUCUACAUCGAUGACGUGCUGGUCAAGUCCCUGGAGGCGGAAGACCACAUAUCUCACCUGCAGAAAGCCUUUUCCACCCUUAAGAAGUAUAACAUGAAGCUCAACCCAGCUAAAUGCUCAUUCGGGUUCAGUUCUGGCAAGUUCCUCGGGUACAUUGUAACCCACCGGGGCAUCGGGGCCAACCCGGAGCAAAUCAGGGCCAUUCACUCAAUCCCUUCCCCAAAGAACGUCAAGGAGGCUCAUCCAAUCGUGGUUGUUACCUCCUUCCCUGUAAAGUUGGUCCUCCACAAACCAGAAGUCUCCGGACGCCAAGCCAAAUGGGCCGUGGAACUAGGGGAGUACGACGUAAUAUUUCGACCCGCCACAGCUAUAAAGUCACAGGUUCUAGCAGAAUUCGUGGCUGAAUUCUCCCCUGCCUUGCUCCCAGCUUUGGAGCAGGAGGUACGCCUCCGAGGCAAAACUAAGGAAGAGGGAGAAUGGAUCCUUCACGUUGAUGGAUCCAGUAACGCCAGAGGAGCUGGAGUGGGGAUAGUGCUUACUUCGCCAACAGGGGACACGGCCUCAAGGGCCAUGAGAUGCAACUUCAAAGCAACCAAUAACGAGAGCAAGUAUGAGGCCCUAAUCGCAGGUCUAACCCUUGCCCACCAAACGGGGGCAGAGAAUAUCCAAGUCUUCGGCGACUCCCAGCUAAUAAUCAACCAGCCCGAUGAGUAUCCCUUUGCUCGUGCUCCAAUGGCCAGCUACCUUGGAGGAAGCCCCGUCAGAGGAGGUCUCUGCUGUCGAAGAGGGCGAAACCUGGAUUACCCCCUUAUUCCGGUACCUGGAGGCCGACCUCCUCCCGGAAGACCGCAACGAGGCCAGGAAGAUCAAGUAGCUGUACCGGAGAUCUUUCUCUGGCCCGUACCUGAGGUGUGUCACACCCCGAGAAGCCGCUAG
Molecule: messenger RNA, 1122 nt
Organism: Brassica napus (rape)
Lineage: Eukaryota; Viridiplantae; Streptophyta; Magnoliopsida; Brassicales; Brassicaceae
Exons: 3
Coding region: 1-1122 (373 amino acids)
Molecular function (GO): nucleic acid binding; RNA-DNA hybrid ribonuclease activity
Source: RefSeq, a predicted model, not a curated record